AUGCAAGGCGGUGAACAGUUUCUACAUUUAGAAGCGAGCAGUUUAGGAAGUUGCAUGAGAUUCGAAAUCAUAAUUCACGAGCUCUUUCAUACUGUUGGUCUUGACCAUGAGCAUUCUCGCAACGAUCGGGAUGACUAUGUGAAGGUGCACUAUGAAAACGUGAAAAAAGGCAGAGAGUCACAAUUUCUGAAAUGUCUUUAUCCGCCUGAAUAUGACAUACCGUAUGAUUACAAAUCGAUUAUGCACUAUCAUCAGAGGGCGUUCACAAAAAAUAACGGUAUCACAUUGGAAACGUUGGAUCCGCAAUAUCAGGAUGUUAUCGGUACAGCAAAAAAGCCGUCACCCAAUGACUAUUUGAAAGUUUGCGCUUUGUAUCGUUGUGGAACUUGCAUGGGCAAAAAAGUCGUAAUUGAAACUCUUCCAGUAAAGCCAACAACACCAGCAUCAAAACAUUCGUCGUGCUACGAUGUUCAGCCUUUCAUUUGCUACAUAGGUUUAUUGCACGGUUUGCUGAACUGCAAGAAGCCGCUUCACAGACAAGCUUGUUGUAAAACAUGCAAGAAGACACCUCAUUUUGAUGAUUUUCUAAACAUCACCCAGUUUUUAAUUUGA
Angiostrongylus costaricensis is the source of this 612-nucleotide messenger RNA. Lineage: Eukaryota; Metazoa; Nematoda; Chromadorea; Rhabditida; Metastrongylidae. The record is from the annotation of a GenBank genome assembly.